AUGCGAACAGAGGAAGAACGACUAGUGAAAAUUUCUGAUGAUACAGAAAUUCCUAUUACAAUUUAUACACCAGUUGACGCGAAGAAGGAUAAAAUGGUCGUAUAUUUUCAUGGUGGAGGAUGGACAAUUGGCAGUCGUAAGACACAUCAAACAAUUGUGAACAUCAUUGCUGAUGCAACAAAGUCCAUCUGGAUUUCAGUUGAAUAUCGCCUUGGACCGGAAUACAAGUUUCCAAUUUGGUUGGAUGACGCAUGUGAAGUCACUCAACACAUCCUUGCUAACAAGACUUCAUAUGGUGGUGAAGAAAACACGAAAGUUGGUGUAGCAGGUGAUAGUGCUGGCGGAUUAAUUGCUGCGUCAGUUUGUCAUACGAUUAAAAACCUUGAUUUUCAGAUUCUUGUCUAUGGUGCAUUUGAUUUCUCUGGAAGUACCGAUUCAAGCAAAGAAUUCGUUAAACCUGAACAUGUUCUAGUGCCUGCAGUAAUCGAUUGGUUUAGUUCGAAUGCUUUACGCGAUGCCAGUGACAAGACCAAUCCUCGUGCAUCUGUUUUGCUUCAGGAAUCAUUUAAUGGUUUACCGCCGUGUUUAUUCAUUGUCGCAGAACUAGAUCCAUUACGGGAUGAUAGCUAUGCAUACCAGAAAAAACUUGAACAAGCUGGAGUUAAAACACAAUUUGUAUUGGUCAAAGGCGUCAUUCACUCGUUCUUCAGUUUACCAGGAAUAUAUGAGCAAGCCACUCAGCAGGCAGUUCAAGGUAUAAAAGAAUUCAUGGAUUCUCUUUAA
This is a messenger RNA of Adineta ricciae, 783 nucleotides long. The record is from the annotation of a GenBank genome assembly. NCBI's taxonomy places the organism in Eukaryota, Metazoa, Rotifera, Eurotatoria, Adinetida, Adinetidae.